GAAGCACAGCCCUCCCGCCGCCAGGGCGCUGUCUGGGACUGCUGGGAAGCUAGAGGCCCGCAGGUCUCCGCGCGCGCGCGCUGGCGGCGGGCCGCGGGCUCAGUGCGCUCCGGCUGGGGUGGCCGCGGCUCUGGACUCGGCGCCCUGCGCGCACUUCAGCGAUGGCUUCUCCACCGCGGCGGUGGCUUCGCCUUCGCCCCUGCCGCCUUCUGCUUCUUCUCCCUGGAUUCCUGCUGUCUGUUUGCAGCGCCUUCAACCUAGAUGUGGACAGCCCUGCCGAGUACUCUGGCCCAGAAGGAAGUUACUUUGGUUUCGCUGUCGAUUUCUUCGUGCCCAGCGCGUCUUCCAGGAUGUUUCUUCUGGUGGGCGCACCCAAAGCAAACACUACCCAGCCAGGGAUUGUGGAAGGAGGGCAAGUCCUCAAGUGUGAUUGGUCUUCACACCGCAGGUGCCAGCCAAUUGAAUUUGAUGCAACAGGCAAUAGAGAUUUUGCCAAGGACGAUCCGUUGGAAUUUAAGUCCCACCAGUGGUUUGGAGCAUCUGUGAGAUCAAAGCAGGAUAAAAUUUUGGCCUGCGCCCCACUGUACCACUGGAGGACUGAAAUGAAGCAGGAGAGAGAGCCUGUUGGAACAUGCUUUCUUCAGGAUGGAACAAAGACUGUUGAGUAUGCUCCAUGCAGAUCGAAAAAUAUUGAUGCUGAUGGACAGGGAUUUUGUCAAGGAGGAUUCAGCAUUGAUUUUACUAAAGCUGACAGAGUACUUCUUGGUGGCCCUGGUAGCUUUUAUUGGCAAGGUCAGCUCAUAUCAGAUCAAGUGGCAGAAAUUGUAUCCAAAUAUGACCCCAAAGUUUAUAGCAUCACCUAUAAUAACCAGCUAGCAACUCGGACUGCACAAGCUGUUUUUGAUGACAGUUAUUUGGGUUACUCCGUGGCUGUUGGCGAUUUCAAUGGUGAUGGCAUAGACGACUUUGUUUCAGGCGUUCCAAGAGCAGCGAGGACUUUAGGAAUGGUUUAUAUUUAUGAUGGGAAAAACAUGUCAUCCUUACACAAUUUUACUGGUGAGCAGAUGGCUGCAUAUUUUGGAUUUUCUGUCGCUGCCACUGACAUUAAUGGGGAUGAUUAUGCAGAUGUGUUCAUUGGCGCACCUCUAUUCAUGGAUCGUGGUUCGGACGGCAAACUCCAAGAGGUGGGACAGGUCUCAGUGUCUCUGCAAAGAGCUUCGGGAGACUUCCAGACAACCAAGCUGAAUGGGUUUGAAGUCUUUGCAAGGUUUGGCAGUGCCAUAGCACCUUUGGGAGACCUGGACCAGGAUGGCUUCAAUGAUAUUGCGAUUGCUGCUCCCUAUGGGGGUGAAGAUAAAAAAGGAAUUGUUUAUAUUUUCAAUGGAAGAUCAACGGGCUUGAAUGCAGUGCCAUCUCAAAUCCUGGAAGGGAAGUGGGCUGCCCAGAGCAUGCCACCGAGCUUCGGCUAUUCAAUGAAGGGAGCCACAGAUAUAGACAAAAAUGGAUAUCCAGACUUAAUUGUAGGAGCUUUUGGUGUGGAUAGAGCUGUGUUAUACAGAGCCAGACCAGUUAUCACUGUAAAUGCUGGCCUUGAAGUGUACCCUAGCAUUUUAAAUCAAGACAAUAAAACCUGCCCACUGCCUGGGACAGAUCUGAAAGUUUCCUGUUUUAACGUCAGGUUCUGCUUAAAGGCAGAUGGCAAAGGAGCACUUCCCACCAAACUUAAUUUCCAGGUGGAACUUCUUUUGGAUAAACUCAAGCAAAAAGGAGCAAUUCGACGAGCACUGUUUCUCCAUAACAGGUCCCCGGGUCACUCCAAGAACAUGACCAUUUCCCGGGGCGGCCAGAUGCAGUGUGAGGAACUGAUAGCAUAUCUGCGGGAUGAGUCUGAAUUUAGAGACAAACUCACUCCAAUCACUAUUUUUAUGGAGUAUCGGUUGGAUUACAGAACAGCUGCUGACACAACAGGCUUGCAGCCCGUCCUUAACCAGUUCACUCCUGCCAACGUCAGCCGGCAGGCUCAUAUUCUCCUUGAUUGUGGUGAAGACAACAUCUGUAAACCCAAACUGGAAGUUUCUGUAGACAGAGAUCAAAAGAAGAUCUAUGUUGGGGACGACAACCCUCUGACAUUGAUUGUUAAGGCUCAGAACCAAGGAGAAGGUGCCUAUGAAGCUGAGCUCAUUGUCUCCAUCCCACCUCAGGCUGAUUUCAUCGGGGUUGUCCGCAACAGUGAAGCCUUAGCAAGACUUUCCUGUGCAUUUAAGACAGAAAACCACACCCGCCAGGUGGUAUGUGAUCUUGGAAACCCAAUGAAGGCUGGAACUCAACUCUUAGCGGGCCUCCGCUUCAGUGUGCACCAGCAGUCGGAGAUGGACACCUCUGUGAAGUUCGAUUUACAAAUCCAGAGCUCCAAUCUUUUUGACAAAGUAAGCCCAAUUGUAUCUUAUAGAGUUGACCUUGCUGUUUUAGCUGCUGUUGAGAUAAGAGGAGUCUCAAGUCCUGAUCACAUCUUUCUUCCGAUACCAAAUUGGGAGCAUAAGGAGAACCCCGAGACUGAAGAAGACGUUGGGCCCGUUAUUCAGCACAUCUAUGAGCUGAGAAACAACGGUCCAAGUUCAUUCAGCAAGGCAAUGCUAAAUCUUGAGUGGCCUUACAAAUACAACAAUAGCACCUUGUUGUACAUCCUCCAGUACGAUAUUGAUGGGCCGAUGAACUGCACUUCAGAUGUGGAGAUCAACCCUUUGAGAAUUAAGGUUUCAAGUUCACAAACAACGGAGAAGAAUGACACCCUUGCUGGGCAAGGUGGCCGGAACCAUCUCGUCACUAAGCGGGAUCUCACCCAGGGUGAAGGAGGUGUUCACGCUUUGGGUUGUGGGAUUGCCGAAUGCUUGAAGAUCACCUGCCAGGUUGGGCGACUGGACAGAGGGAAGAGCGCAAUCCUUUAUGUGAAGUCUCUGCUGUGGACCGAGACCUUUAUGAAUAAGGAAAACCAGAAUCAUUCAUACUCUCUGAAGUCAUCUGCUUCAUUUAAUGUCAUUGAGUUUCCUUAUAAGAACCUUCCCAUUGAGGAUAUCUUCAACUCCACAUUAGUUACCACUAAUGUCACCUGGGGCAUUCAGCCAGCACCCAUGCCCGUGCCUGUGUGGGUAAUAAUCUUAGCAGUUCUAGCAGGAUUGUUGUUACUGGCUGUUUUGGUGUUUGUGAUGCACAGGAUGGGCUUUUUUAAACGUGUUCGACCACCUCAAGAAGAACAAGAAAGGGAACAGCUUCAACCUCAUGAGAAUGGUGAAGGAAACUCAGAAACUUAACUGUGAUUUUUUAAGUUAUGUGACAUCCUGGCCCAUGAGAAUUACCAACGUCAUAGAUGUCAGUUUCCUUCGUGAGGACUGAAAUUAUAAGACUUUACUGCUGACGGUGCCCUUUGGUAUUGACCACAAACGGAGAGCAUCUGUCAACUUCUUUAUAAAUUAGUUCAGACUUACAUUUAAUACACAUCCACUGACUUGUGUUUUUAGGUAUUUACAUAAUAAAAUUUGAAGUGAUAGUUCUUUAAUGUAUAUAAGACAGGUAGUGCCUGAAUUACCACUUUGUGUAAAAUAGUACCUCCUAUAAUUCCUGUUUCUGGUUUGUAUGUUGGAUUUUGUUUGUUGUUGUUUUAUUGUUAUUGUUCUAAAGCAAUUCAUGCUUGGACCUUAGCACCCACAUCUUUUGUACAGGUACUUAAUGUUACUACACAACACACUACAGUUGAGUUUUCAAGUUACUAAAGACUUUAUACCUCCAUGAACUUGCAUUUUAAUAUUACCUAUAUGGCAAACUUAAAAAAAAACUGACUCCACCAAAACUUUUUCCUGUAAUAGAUAGGUAUAGUUAUUUUGUUUUAAUAUGAUGUUUGGGUACAUGAUAUUAAAUUUUUAUUUAUUUAAUCCAUAACCCCUUUAUUACAUUUUAAUUAUUUAAGUUUAAGCUUAUUCCAAAUCCUUUAAGUGAACCUAUACUAAAAAUUAGUUCUUAAAUCAGAAAUGCCUCUUUUGUGUAAUAGCUUAAUUUCAGCUAAACAUCAUGAUGCUUAAAGCCAUAUGGAGUUGAAAAUCCGUUUCCAAAGUACAUUUGUUCCAUUGUAUUAGUCCAGCCAUUUACAAUACAAAAACAUAAGCAUUUGUAUUUUAAAAAACUACAUGUGUAGUUCUUUGAUAGAGUUGCUUAUUAAUACUAUGUUUUUAGAUUAGAGCAAGAGUUUUUAGUGGAGGUUAAUUUAUUUUCUUCCUAUAUAUGUUUUUUUAAAAAAUAUAUAGUUCCAAAACUGUUACUGAGAACAGGUCAAGAUCAAUGAGGAAUCCUUAUAAAUUCAGGAAUCUGCAUCCAACCCCUACACCCCAUGAGAAAUCCUUGGAAUUGAAAUUCUUAAGGUAGCAAUAGCAUAAUAUCACAUACAUGCAUAUUACCUCAUUCUGAGCAAAGUGUAAUGUGUAAAACCAGUCUCAGCUAUCAAAAUAACUUUUAAAAGGUACUUUUAUAAGCAAUUCAAUUUAUUGGAAACUUUUAAAACUUUCUUAGGUUUAUUACCAUAAAUUACUUUUCUAGAACUUUUUUAAUAAAAGCUGCACAGGUGGCAAAUUGUAUUUUUAUAUGUUUGUAGGGUGAUGAGUUUUUAGAGGAAUAUGUGACUUAUUCACAGUCCUUCAAAGCCUAGGGAUUAUUAAUUACAGCUAUUUUUGUGCAAUUACAUCAUGGUAUACAUUAGAAAUUGAGAGUUUAAUAGUUUUUUAACUGCUGUCUUCAUUAGGCAAUGAUAAAUAUUUCCCUUAAAUAGUUGAAAUUUAUCUUGCCACGUCUUGUGUUAUAAUUCCCUGCACAAGUGGCUGUAGUAAAAUAGAGGCACAUUAGGUGAGUUAUACAAGUUAGAACCUUGACAAGACCCUGUAUUUAGCUUUAGUGAAUUUCAAAAUUAAAAGAUUUUAUAAUAUAGAUUUUUUUCAGUAGCUUAAGAGAUCAUAGUCACAUGCAAUAACCAUUAAAUAUAAAAUGUUGUUAAGAAAAAAGUAUCCUAAAGCCUCCCACCAGACAAUUGCUAAGUCAUUUCGUGAUGACUUCCACCUUACCUGUUUUCCCAUGGACUGGCAGUCAUUCCUGAAAAUUCUUGUUGGACAGAAAUUUACUCUCUCACAAAAAAGUUUGCUAUUGCACAAUCUAUUCCGUUAUGGACUUUAUUUCAAGGUAAAGUCUUAUGUAGGAGAUAGGAUGUUUUCAUUGGAAUUUAACAGGAUGUUUUAAAUUGCCUUUAUGAAUUGUAGCCUUAGGCAAUAAUAGGUUUUUAAUGAAAAAUUUAUAUCUCUAAAAAAAUCACAUGGUAGAAAUAUACUUUUAAAAGCCUACUCUUUGAGGAAAAUGUUUGGAUUCUUUUAACCCUAAAGUAGCAUGUGAAUAUAUUUGGUUGAAAUGUCAAAACAAAUAACCCUAUAAAAACUUUUAACUUUCAAAUAUUUUAGAUACUAGUGUGUGAUUUAUUGCAAAUUAAUAUCUGUUUUGAGUAUAAAAUACUUAAAAUGUAAUUCAGUUUAAAAAUACAGAAGUGAGGUAGAGAAUAUUUAAUGCAUUUGACAUUGGUAAUAUUGAUACUGUUGAUUUCUUAUAUAGGCAUUUAUUUGAGAAUUGAUAUUAUGAAACAUUUCAUGUUCAUGAAAUGUUCAAACCUUUGUGUGAGAGACAUUCUUACAUUUUCUUUCCUUUAUGCUUCUUUUGUAAUUAAUUAUUAUUAUAAUUCUGAUUGAGUAAUUAUUAUUAUAAUUCUGAUGAGUUCUUAAUUCUGAAGUGUAAAACAAUCCAAAUGUUAGUGCCACAACUAUACCUGUGUUGUGAAACUACUUAGUGAUAGUAAAUUCUCAUUAACUCUUAUAUUUAUAUAAAGAGAAAAUUUAGGUAUUAGGAAAAGAGACUGCCCUGGCUUCUUUAAGAGGGCUGUGGAAGACUUUCAAUAGUGAGUCAUGACCCGGAGAGAGAUUUAUGCUGCAGAAGUAGAGUGUAUGCGACCAGCAGGCAGAAUGUGUAAGUUGGUGGAUAUCCCUGUGUUGCAGAGUGUAGUGCCAAACAUGAUAGAGACCGAGUCUGUCUUGGAACACCUGUGUGUGGCCAUGGCCCGGCUCAGUGCCACCUUGUUUGCGCUCUUGGAUAGCUUGUUUAUGUUGUUGUUUAGUAUAUAAGAAAAAAUGUGAAAUUUGAAAACUGAAUAUAGGAUCAAAAACAGUGAAUGAAAUGACUUUGUACUCAGUGUUUUGGAGAGUUGUCCCUUGAACUGGUCAGCAGGCUGGUUGGAAUGACAAACCUGGGGACAAGCAGCAUGCAUAAAUGAUUGUAUUUCAUUGUAGUUUCUGAAAUAUAAUGAAUUUCAUUGGAGAGGUACCAAAUCUUUCAUUUUUGUUGUCAUUGUUCUCAAGUGCAAUAUAACAAUGUUACCAAACCCAGAUAAUUUCCAAGCCAUUAUUCAUUUAGUAAGCCUAAUCUAAAUUGAGAUUUAUUAAUAUUUUGUUAGCAGGAAGAAGUGAUUCUAUUGUACUAUGGAUAUACAAAUGAAGUUAUUUACUCCUAAAAGGUACAUUCUACAUUUUAUUUCAGGCUGAACAUGAACUGUUCCCUAUUAGUUUUGAAACACUUUGAAAUCUCUUGAAGUAACUUAGAAACUGUGUAUAUCAAUUUAGCUCGCUACCUAAGUAACAUAGACUUUCUUGAUUUAGCUUCUCUUCUGAUCACCCACAUUGGGUGAGACAUAAAAUGAAUGUGUUCUAAAACAUGUCAUUUGCUAACUUAAUUUGAAUUUGUGAAAACUGGUACGAUGUUCUCUUAGUACCCAAAGUGUAACUUGUGACUGUACAAUAAACUUAAGCAUAUGGUGCCA
This is a messenger RNA of Phyllostomus hastatus (greater spear-nosed bat), 6892 nucleotides long. It is a transcript of the gene ITGAV, whose product is annotated as integrin subunit alpha V. The record is from RefSeq and is a predicted model, not a curated record. The transcript has 30 exons. Gene Ontology annotation, cellular component: integrin complex; external side of plasma membrane. Gene Ontology annotation, biological process: cell-matrix adhesion; cell adhesion mediated by integrin; integrin-mediated signaling pathway. Gene Ontology annotation, molecular function: integrin binding. The coding region runs from base 162 to 3308 and encodes 1048 amino acids. NCBI's taxonomy places the organism in Eukaryota, Metazoa, Chordata, Mammalia, Chiroptera, Phyllostomidae.